Messenger RNA from Emiliania huxleyi CCMP1516, 231 nucleotides. RefSeq lists its product as hypothetical. The transcript is spliced from 3 exons. NCBI's taxonomy places the organism in Eukaryota, Haptophyta, Isochrysidales, Noelaerhabdaceae. The record is from RefSeq and is a predicted model, not a curated record. Bases 1 to 231 code for a protein of 76 amino acids.
AUGCGUAGAGAACGCGACGCAGAUCUUUCGGCGGCGGAAGAGGCUGCGAUCAGCUGCACCGCGACGACGCAGCCGGCCGACGACGUCGCGUGCGUCUACUGGUCCCUCCGCUUCACCCUCGCGGCGCUGCCGUGGCGGCCGAGCGUCUGUUGGACGGGCAUGUCGCGCUUCGAGCUCGACCAGGCCUCGGCCCGCGAAGACUGCGGCAGGAGGACCCGUGCUUCUCUCUGA